Messenger RNA from Ochlerotatus camptorhynchus, 1599 nucleotides. It is a transcript of the gene Rpn5, whose product is annotated as regulatory particle non-ATPase 5. Gene Ontology annotation, cellular component: cytoplasm; proteasome regulatory particle, lid subcomplex. The coding region runs from base 111 to 1499 and encodes 462 amino acids. The transcript has 4 exons. Lineage: Eukaryota; Metazoa; Arthropoda; Insecta; Diptera; Culicidae. The record is from RefSeq and is a predicted model, not a curated record.
ACCGCCUCUGUGGACAAAAGUUUGUAUCAGUAAAAUAUCGCUAGAUUUAGAGUAAUUUAGUGAUUAAAAGUCGUCUAAUAGAACUGCAAACCAAUCCGCUUCCUACCGUCAUGGACCAAAACAUGGACAUCAAUGCCUUCGAGGGCCGCAUCGUGAAGAUGGAGGUGGACUACACUGCCACUUGUGACGAAAAGAUCCCCCUGUGCAAGGAGAUGGCCAAGAACGAGAACAAAUUCAAUGAAGCUCUGGAAAUCCUGCUACAGCUGGAGAAGCAAACCCGAAUCGGUGCCGAUAUGGUUUCCAGCUCACGGGUACUGAUUGCCAUCGUGCAGAUUUGCUUCGAAGCUGGCAACUGGAACUACUUGAAUGAAUAUAUCACGAUAUUGGUCAAGAGGCGAUCGCAGUCGAAACAAGCGGUGGCCAAGAUGGUCCAGGAGUGCUGUACGUAUGUGGAUAAGACUCCGGAUAAGGAGACCAAGCUGAAGCUGAUCGAUACGCUGCGCACGGUGACGGAGGGUAAAAUCUACGUCGAAGUGGAGCGGGCCCGGCUUACGAAAAUGUUGGCCGAUAUCAAGGAAGCCGAUGGCGAUGUGACGGGAGCGGCUUCCAUCAUGGAGGAACUGCAGGUUGAGACGUACGGUUCGAUGGACAAGCGGGAGAAAGUCGAACUGAUUCUCGAACAGAUGAGGCUGUGCCUGGCGAAGCAGGACUUUGUCCGCACACAGAUUAUUGCCAAGAAGAUUAGUAUCAAAUUUUUCAACGAUGCCGCACAGCAGGAUCUGAAGCUGAAGUAUUACGAUUUGAUGAUUCGCUUGGAUCAGGAUUCGUCCUUCAUCAAGACCUCGCGGCAUUAUCUGGCUGUGGUGGAUUCGGAGCUGAUCGUGCAGGACGCCGAAAAGCGCCAGAAGAUGAUGGUCUACGCGGUGCUGUACUGCAUUUUGUCCCCGUACGACAACGAGCAGGUUGAUAUGAUGCACAAUCUGUCCAAGAAUAAGUUACUGGAGGAAUUGCCCGUGUACAAGGAACUGCUGCGCCUGUUCAUGUGCAAGGAGCUGAUCAACUUCGAUGCCCUGUGCACCGUAUAUGGUGCCGAGCUGAACACAUUGGACAUCUUCAACCAGGAAACCACCCACGGCAAAAAGUGCUGGACCGAGCUGAAAAACCGCCUGAUCGAGCACAACGUGCGCAUCAUCUCCAACUACUACACCCGAAUCAAUCUGAAGCGCAUGGCCGAACUGCUGGAUCUGAGCAAGGGCGAAUGCGAGGAAUAUCUCUCCCGGAUGGUGAAUGCCAGCACGUUGACGGUGAAGACGGACCGUCCGGCCGGAAUCAUCCACUUCUCGUCCAAGAAGGCCGCUUCGGAGAUCCUCAACGAUUGGGCCUUUGGACUGAACGAACUGAUGAAUCUGGUGAACAAGACCUGCCACCUGAUCAACAAGGAAGAGUGCAUCAACAACGUAAUGCCGGCCCCGAGUGUCACGAACGUGUCGUCGUCGUAAAGAAAAGAGAUCGUUCGAAAUUUACAUUUGUAUUAGGAUUAACAGGAACUGUUGUACUGCAUUGUACAUUAAUUUGAGUAAUAAAAUCUACUAGAUGUCA